Messenger RNA from Vespa crabro (European hornet), 3453 nucleotides. RefSeq lists its product as uncharacterized. NCBI's taxonomy places the organism in Eukaryota, Metazoa, Arthropoda, Insecta, Hymenoptera, Vespidae. Bases 203 to 1381 code for a protein of 392 amino acids. The record is from RefSeq and is a predicted model, not a curated record. The transcript is spliced from 7 exons.
UCAAAAAUGAGAAUUAAGUGACGUUCAGUAGAUUCGAGGUGUUUGAUCGUCGCACAAUCAUACUUGGAAUCUCAAUCGAACGUACGAUUCUUUGGUGUUUCAUUACAGGAGCUCGUUGCGCAUUUAAAUACCACUCGAACAGUGGUACGCGCAUCAUAACAAGAAAUAAUUUCUCAAAGAGGAAUAAUUAUAUAUACAAAAUAUGACAUCUAAAGUUCUUAUGAAGCUACCAACGGUACCAUUUUCACAAGGAAAAAAACCAAGCCCACAUGACAUUACUUUAAACGAGAGAAACGAUGGAAUGAUACAAACUAGACAACAAAAUAUGAAUAUAGAUAGAGCAGCUCAAUUGGAGCAAAACAUGAAAUUUCUACAAGAGCAACAUCAAGCGACCUUACUUGCUUUACAUCAAGAAGUUGAAACGUUACGUCAGAGAAACAGAGAUUUGCAAUUUCAAUUAAUUUUUUCAAAAGGAACGACUUGUGUACCUAGCAGUCCUUCUUCACCUGAAGACAAUGGAAAUGGGUUCGCUAAACCAAAGGGUAGCCCAGUAUGUGUGAACGUGACACCACUGCAGGUUGAACUCUUGGAAAAAGAUUUGCAGGAUAUUAAAGCCUCUUUACAAGAUGCAAAAACGCACAACCAGUGCUUAACAGAAAUUAUUGAUCAGCAAAAGAAAAAUUUGGAGGAAUUAGAGAAGCAAAAGAAAAAAAUAGAUGUGACAGAUGUGGGAAUUCAAGUAGGAGGCAAAUCGGAAUCUUCUCAAGAAGAUAUAGUAACACGUUUGGCAGAUGCACAUGCGGUGAUAAAACAAUUGCAUAGGGAAAAUACGGAUCAACGAAAGGAAAUUGCAACAUUAAAGGCAGCAUCGGCAAAUAACGGAGGUACAAGUAGGGGCGGAUGGGCACGAGAUAGUAAUAAUAGUCAUCAUAGUCGUGUAUCAUCUAUAACUGGAAUACAGGAAUCAACAUCUCACAAAUUUCCACCAUUACAGACACAGAGCUACUCGCAUCGCAGAAUUCAAAGCUUUGAUCAUAAUUCUGAUUAUCACAGAAACGGAAGAAAUCGAUAUGACAGACAGGAUCUUCAUACGGACGCUGAAAAUACUGCAUUACCUCAGCUUCAAAAUGGUAGUAUAAAUUCAGAUGCUAUGAUCUUUGAUUCUUGUUAUCGCCGAUAUCAAGCUUAUCUUAAUUAUCAUCGAGAAUAUUAUAGUAAUCGCAAGUAUAGAUGUCAAGGUUCGCAAAGGGAUCGCAGAGAUUCUGAAAAUCGUUAUUACAGACGCGAUUAUAAAGAUAGAAAAUUUAAAGACCACCAGAGGGGAGAAUGUACAGAUUCUGGAGAAGGUUCGAGAGAUGCGGAUAGCUCUCAUAAUCAAUAAAUAAUAUAUAAAUUGUUUUGAAUCUGGCGGCUUAGCCGCAUCAUAUAUGAGUAGAUAUGUCUUUAAGUUAUUUGCCUUAAAAUAUGUAAAAGCAUCAGGAACUCCAUUAGCAGUAAUAAUAGUUAUAAAUGCCGAGUGAUUAAUGUUUUCUCAUAUAAAUAUUCUCAUCUUGAAUAUUAUUCCGUUCCCUAUGCUUAGAUCACCAUACAUAGCGCAAUGACACAUUAAAGCUAUAUGAUCUCUCGAAUGGAACAAUCUAGUGCAGCAUAAAUCAUUUCAUUCAUUAUAGGCUGCCUUGAAAAAAGUAGAAGUUAUGCCUCAUGAAUUGGUAACAAAGUAAUUAUAAACAGCAAAUAUAGAUAUCAACAAAAAAAAAAAAAAAAAAAAAAAAAAAGAAAAGAAAAAAAAAGGAAAAAAAAGGAAAAAGAUAGAAAAGAGAAAAAAAGAAAAAAGAAAGAAAAAAAAACAAAAGAAAGGAAAAGCUACUACAUGUAAUUACAACAACUUGAAAAAGUAUGAGAAGGAGGUGGGAAACGAAAGAUGUAAUUAAUCGAAUUUCAUUGUUACUUUUUCUGACAUCUCUAAGAAGAAUUGCUUCGAUAAAGAAAUGACAAGAGUUUCUACAAGUUAUUCUACAAUUUACAUCACGUUACAUUUGCAAGAUCUAAAGAUGCAUAUCUUAAUAUUUUAUUUUAUAUUGAGUGAUAUUAAAAGCAAAAGUGAAUUUUAAAAUAUUAAGUAAUUUUAUGUAGAGUAACUUUUAUUGUAAUUGUUUCAAAAUUGUAUUACAAUUGAAUUGUAAAAUAAUUGGCGGAUGAGUUUUUCUUGCACAAUGAAAGGUGUAUCUAUGAAAAAGUUGGAAAAUUCAUCGAUGAUACUCAUUUAUCCUACAUAUAUACUACUGUUUCUAAUACAUUUUCAACUACUAGUGGAUGCAUAUAUGCGCGAGAAAUAAAGCAAAGUUGAUAUACAUAUAAUGCUUCUAUCUAUGAGCAUAGAUAAAUUAAUAUGAGGUGUAAUGAUUUGAUCAAGUACCUUUUAUCUAUUAUAAUCGCAUACCUUAUUAAAGAAAUGACAAAUAAUUGGAUGAUGAUUUUCAACAUAGAAUAUAUAUUUUACUAUAUUUUCUAUCACUUUUGUAUAUUCAGUUUGCAACUAUCACCAAUUUUUUAUUUCUAUAUUACAUUUCAUACAAACAUUGUGCAAUUAAAUGAACGUUGAACAGGUUUUAGAUUAUCCAAACUAAAUAGAUAUAGAGAUAUAAACAUGUUUUUUUAUAUAUUUCAUAAUUUAUAUUUUAUAUUUACAUAUUAUGGCGUAUAUACGUUGAAAUAUUUUUAUGCACCUUUAGAACUCUUAUGAAAUUUUACACUCAUCAUAAAUAUCUUAUACAAGUUAUGCUUGAAUAGAUCACAUAAAUGAGUUUAUUUGUUUUGGUUUUGAUUUAUAAUUAUUGUGAAUAUAGACUAUUAAUCAUUGCUUGUUAAUCUUUAUGUUAGCACAAAAAUGAUUACAUAAAUUGUAACUUUCAAAGCAUAAAAUCAAAUCAAAAAAAUUCAAUUUUAUUAAAUGAUUUUAAUUUUACAGAUUAAAUCAAUAUAUUGAUUAUUGUGUGUAAUAUCAAAUGAUUGGAUUACAAUCAAUAGAUUUAACAAAAGAGAUAAAACAAAAGUUUUCAUUACUACUUUCACGGCAAAUAUAUAUAUAUAUAUAUAUAUCAAAAGUAAUUACCAUUACGCUAACUUAUUCUUCUUUCCUAGAAUAUUCGAAAAAAAAUUAUCCCAUAAUCAAAUUAUUAUUCGUUUUAUAGUAUUUGAUCUAAACGUUGUAAUUUCAGUAUAAAUCAUGCAAAUGAGAAAGAAUGUUUUUCACACACACACGCAUAAGCAUACACGCGCGAGCACGCGUCACACACGGGGGGAUAUGUAAAUUUAUUAAUUUUUAAGGUUCUAACUAAUAUCGUAAUGUUUCUCAUCUUAGUCAGAUCAAAAUAAAAACAAGUACUUUAUGAUAAUAUUACAUACAAACUUGUAUGCUUAAGUGGAAGAGACAUUAAAUUGAUAUUGAGAAUA